Messenger RNA from Prorocentrum cordatum, 1396 nucleotides. NCBI's taxonomy places the organism in Eukaryota, Dinophyceae, Prorocentrales, Prorocentraceae. The record is from the annotation of a GenBank genome assembly.
CAGGAGCUGUCGGGCAGGCCCACCUACGGGCGCGACGAGCUGCUGGCCGUUCUGGCCAGCAUGCCGCUCGGCCCAUCUGGCGGCGACGGCGGCCGCGGCGCAGGUAUUCAGACCAUCAAGUUCGAAGCGCCUCCUGGUCUCGAGCCCCUCGGGCUCGGCCCCGCCCCCGUGGAACAGCAGGAGGACCCCUCCCUGGACGACGAGGCGCUGCUCGCGAGGCUCGAGGCCCGGGAGGCCCGGGAGGCUGGGGCCGACAGGCACAAUGCCGAGACGUUCGGCCCUCACGCAGAGGUGGAGGAAGUCGGGCUCGCGGAGGAGGACGAGGCCGACGAGGCCUACCUGGCGAGCCUCGGCCUCUCAUACCUCAUCGACGACGAUGAGGCGGACUCCCUGUGCGGCGCUCGGGGCGAUGAGGAGAGCGACAAGGCUCGGCGCAUCAAGGCCGAGUUCCUUGCGCAGAUGGACGGGGUGGCGGCGUGGGACCUGCAACCGCACCAGGCCGACGGGGAGGCCUUCGAGGCCCAGGAGUUCUGGUGGAACAUGGCUGCCAUGGACCAGCAGUGCUACGCAGAGGAUAUGUGGGACUUCAGCGAGGGCUUCUUGGGGUACGAGCACUCCUCGUACUGGGGCUACCCGCAAAACAUGGAGGGCUUCCAGGACGGGCUCCUCAGCGGCGACAUGUACUUUGGCCUUGCCGACAAGUCCAGCUUCAUGUCGAUGGCCAAGGACCCGGAUGCGCACCUGUCCUCCACGGCGCCGAGCGACGCGGAGAGCGGUGGCGAGGAGGCCGAGCUGCCGCGGGAGCUGCGCCAGGCCAUAUGCUGGUGAGAAGGCAAAGACUUUCUCUAAGGCGUGCAAACUUCGCCGCCGAAGUUGGUGCCUCGCGCAGCUGCCCGAAGAUCAAUACACAUCCCAGACCUGAUCAGAGGCAAGCCUGUCAAGCAGCUGGCGGGCCUGUGCCCGCCCUUUUCCCCUGCUGGCUCGGCGGGUGUCGCCCGAGCGCGGCUUCCGAGGUGCUGCUCCCUCGCUGGCGCGGGGAGGGCGCGCCAGGGAAUGCGACUGAGGUGAGGUGGAGGGGGGUGGCGGACCUGCUCGCGGCGUGCGCCACUCUUGGCAGCCACCGCCCGGCAGUUGUCGCCGGCCGGCUAGGCGAUGCUGCCCGAGUCCUGACGCGGGAAACCGCCGCGCAAUUUCAAUUUACGCCCUGGCAGUUCGCUGCAUUGUCCCAGGGGUAGCCGCGUGCAUAGUACGAGUUCAAACGUGCUUGCUGCAGCGCGGCUGCGCAAGUACUGCGGGGUGCUUUGGAUUAACAAUGAUGUACGGCGGACCCACGCCAUCGCUGUGGUGGUCGUUGUUUGCGACCCCUGUCACAGCAUUCAAGAAAGAUGAUAUCGAA